AUGGCGGCGGCCGCGGCGCUCUCGGGCGCGGGCGGGCCUCCCGCGGGCGGCGGGGCCGGGGGCGGCGGGGGCGCGGGCGGCGGGUCCCCGCCGGGCGGCUGGGCCGUGGCGCGCCUCGAGGGCCGCGAGUUCGAGUACCUGAUGAAGAAGCGCUCGGUGACCAUCGGGCGCAACUCGUCGCAGGGCUCGGUGGACGUGAGCAUGGGCCACUCGAGCUUCAUCUCGCGGCGCCACCUCGAGAUCUUCACGCCCCCGGGCGGCGGCGGCGGCCAUGGCGGGGCGGCCCCGGAGCCGUCCGCGCAGCCCGGGCCCGACGCCGGCGGCGACUUCUACCUGCGCUGCUUGGGCAAGAACGGCGUGUUCGUGGACGGCGUGUUCCAGAGGCGCGGCGCGCCGCCGCUGCAGCUGCCGCGCGUGUGCACGUUCAGGUUCCCGAGCACAAACAUCAAGAUCACGUUCACUGCCCUGUCCAGUGAGAAGAGAGAGAAGCAGGAGGCCCCCGAAUCCCCGGUGAAACCUGUGCAGGCCCACAUCUCGCCCCUGACCAUCAACAUUCCAGACACCAUGGCCCACCUCAUCAGUCCCCUUCCCUCCCCCACAGGAACCAUCAGUGCUGCAAACUCCUGCCCAUCCAGCCCCCGGGGAGCAGGGUCUUCGGGGUACAAAAUGGGCCGUGUGAUACCAGCUGACCUCAAUUUAAUGGCCGACAACUCACAGCCAGAAAAUGAAAAGGAAGCUUCUGGUGGAGACAGCCCAAAGGAUGAUUCAAAGCCUCCUUAUUCCUAUGCACAAUUAAUCGUACAAGCAAUUACGAUGGCUCCUGAUAAGCAGCUUACUCUAAAUGGAAUUUAUACUCACAUCACUAAAAAUUAUCCAUACUACAGGACAGCGGACAAGGGCUGGCAGAAUUCAAUUCGCCACAAUCUCUCUCUGAAUCGUUAUUUCAUCAAAGUACCACGUUCCCAGGAAGAACCAGGCAAAGGCUCAUUCUGGAGGAUAGAUCCUGCCUCUGAAAGCAAAUUAAUAGAGCAGGCUUUUAGGAAAAGACGGCCUAGGGGCGUGCCUUGCUUUAGAACCCCUCUGGGACCGCUCUCCUCUAGAAGUGCCCCAGCCUCUCCCAAUCACGCUGGAGUGCUCUCUGCUCACUCCAGUGGUGCCCAGACUCCCGAGAGCCUGUCGAGGGAAGGUUCACCAGCCCCCCUGGAACCUGAGCCCAGCGCCUCACAGCCCAAACUGGCCGUCAUCCAGGAGGCACGGUUUGCCCAGAGUGCACCAGGCUCGCCUCUGUCUAGUCAGCCCGUUUUAAUUGCCGUGCAGCGGCAGCUGCCGCCGACGAUCAAGCCCGUCACCUACACAGUCGCUGCUCCCGUGACCACCUCGACCUCCCAGCAGCCUGUUGUGCAGACGGUGCAUGUCGUCCACCAGAUCCCUGCGGUGUCCGUCACCAGCGUGGCCGGCCUGGCCCCGGCGAGCACAUACACUGUCGCCGGCCAGGCCGUGGUCACUCAGGCGGCCGUGCUGGCCCCUCCUAAGGCAGAGCCGCAAGAGAAUGGAGAUCACAAAGAAGUAAAAGUGAAAGUGGAACCUAUUCCCGCGAUUAGCCAUGCCACACUGGGCGCUGCUAGCCGGAUCAUUCAGACGCCACAGACCACCCCAGUCCAGACGGUUACCAUAGUGCAGCAGGCACCUCUGGGUCAGCACCAGCUACCAAUAAAAACUGUAACGCAAAAUGGGACUCACGUGGUGCCAAUCCCUGCCGCCGUCCAUGGCCAGGUGAACAAUGCAGUGGCGAGUCCUCUGCACAUGUUGGCGACACAUGCCUCGGCAUCGGCCUCCCUGCCCACAAAGCGCCAGAAUGGCGACCAGACGGAGCAGCCGGAGCUGAAGCGGGUCAAGACAGAAGACGGCGAGAGCAUCGUCAUCGCCCUGAGUGUGGACACGCCGCCGGCAGCCGGCAGGGAGAAAGGGGUCCAAAACUAGCGACUGGACAGCUUUUCUUACUUUAGUAUCAACUCUGUGGUGCCAAAAGGAGACACUGCCACUCACCGACGCUCGGAGCGCGUUAUCUCGGUGGGUAGAGGGCCCUGCGGUUGGACUUCACCUCAGCACUGAACACACAAAACCCAGGUGGCCUUAAAACUCCUAAAAGACAGAAGUCACACCUGAACAAAACCACAUGCAACAAAACCUGGUUCCGGCAGUGUCUCCCCACCCCGAGCUCAGCUUGUCACUCCGGAGCGGAGCUGCUGGGACAGGGCGGGGACUGUCCCCACCGCCCUCCCCAGGACCCUGGGGGCUGGCACUGGUAGAUGAGACAGUAUUUUGUUGUUCACAUGUGGAAUUAGAAUAUUUUGAGGUGUACUUUCUUUACAAAAUAACGGGGUCUUUGACAUUUCCGAUCGCUCCAUUUCUACUCUGGAAAUUUUGGAAUCACACAGGACCUUUCGUGUUGAUUUCAUUUGGGGAAAAGAAACAAUGUAGUUUUGUUUUUGUUGUUUGUUUUCAGCCUAUGGAAUGAUUUCCUUUUGUCUGUCCUGUUAACGUUCAGAUGGAGCUACUUGAUGACAUCUGCAGGUUUUCCGUGUUAGAGCAGGUGCCGGAUGCAUCUAGGACGGACGGACAGACUGGACAGAUGGACGCCCAUGCUGGGCCGCAUGUUAACCAUGACUGAAAGAACUGCUGGAUUCGCGGAGCUGCACUUAACUGGGUCUCUUUCCUGCUACUUUUUGUUGUUUGUUCCUUUGUGUUGACUUUGUCCCUGGCAUAAUUUUCCACUCUAAGUAAAACAAGCCUCCUAAGUGUUGUGUGUGUUUAAAACGACAGAACUGUUCCUGUUUCAUUUGGAAAAAAGAUUCAGUCUUAUACCACACACCCUUUUCAGACAAGUGUCACAGGUCUCUCCGUGGCAUGUUCACUAGUCACUGUCACCGGUUCUAGGCACAGAGCCGUCGUCCAACCAGCUGUCCACCUGAUGACACUGCGGUUUGCCCGGCUCAUGGGGAGCAGGUGCUGGGGUGGCUCAGAAGCUGCAUGUUAACACAAGGGUCUUGGAAACAUCCAUGUCCUUCUCUGGUUUGUAACAGGAAAUCCCCCUCAGCCUCUCAGAACUGAAGCAGUCCUAAAGCUGACUUCUCUCCUACAAAAAACAAAAGUGAGACGAAA
Zalophus californianus (California sea lion) is the source of this 3162-nucleotide messenger RNA. It is a transcript of the gene FOXK2, whose product is annotated as forkhead box K2. The record is from RefSeq and is a predicted model, not a curated record. Gene Ontology annotation, molecular function: DNA-binding transcription factor activity, RNA polymerase II-specific; protein binding; RNA polymerase II cis-regulatory region sequence-specific DNA binding. Lineage: Eukaryota; Metazoa; Chordata; Mammalia; Carnivora; Otariidae. Gene Ontology annotation, biological process: regulation of transcription by RNA polymerase II. The coding region runs from base 1 to 1980 and encodes 659 amino acids. The transcript is spliced from 9 exons.